Messenger RNA from Sinocyclocheilus rhinocerous, 1777 nucleotides. RefSeq names its product ATP-binding cassette sub-family G member 2-like. Gene Ontology annotation, molecular function: ABC-type transporter activity; ATP binding; riboflavin transmembrane transporter activity. The record is from RefSeq and is a predicted model, not a curated record. The annotation marks the transcript as partial. The transcript has 12 exons. Gene Ontology annotation, cellular component: plasma membrane. Gene Ontology annotation, biological process: transmembrane transport. NCBI's taxonomy places the organism in Eukaryota, Metazoa, Chordata, Actinopteri, Cypriniformes, Cyprinidae.
UGACAGCUGAUGGUUUCUGUUCCUCAGGAUUGUGAUGGCAGACACGGCUGUUCAGCUGACCGGAGUCAGAGAUGUGGACAACAAUGAGUCCAGGACACCGGUGUCCACCAGAAUGUCCUUCUCAUCGCUCAGACGAGGAGCGACCGUGAGCUUCCACAGCAUCAACUACAGCGUGAAGAUGAAGAGCGGCUUCCUGUGCAAGAGGAAGCUCACGCAGAAGAACAUCCUCAUCCAGCUCAAUGGUGUCAUGAGGCCGGGACUGAACGCCCUAUUAGGACCCACCGGGAGCGGGAAAUCAUCGUUUCUGGAUGUUCUGGCCGCUCGUAAGGAUCCUGCAGGUCUUUCUGGAGAGGUUCUUAUAGACGGAGCUCCACAACCUCCAAACUUCAAAUGUCUGUCUGGAUACGUAGUGCAGGAUGACGUGGUCAUGGGGACGCUGACCGUUCGUGAGAAUCUGUGUUUCUCAGCGGCUUUACGGCUCCCGAAGUCGAUCUGUCAGCGAGAAAAAGAUGAGAAGGUUGAGGGACUAAUUCAGGAGCUGGGAUUGAGCAAAGUGGCCGAUUCACGGGUGGGCACGCAGCUGAUUCGUGGUGUUUCGGGUGGAGAAAGGAAGAGGACAAGCAUCGGCAUGGAGCUGAUCUUUGAUCCGCCGGUGCUUUUCCUGGACGAACCGACCACCGGCCUGGACGCCAGUACAGCCAACUCUGUCCUCAUGCUGCUCAAGAGAAUGGUGAACAGCGGUCGCACCAUCAUCCUGUCCAUCCAUCAGCCGCGGUACUCCAUCUACCGGCUGUUCGACAGCCUCACGCUGCUGGUGGGAGGAAGACUGGUGUAUCACGGCCUGGCUCAAGACGCCCUGGAUUACUUCAGUCAGAUCGGAUACACCUGUGAACCUCAUAACAAUCCUGCUGAUUUCUUCCUGGAUGUCAUCAAUGGAGAAUCCACCGCCGUCGCUCUCAACAAGUUAUACGACAAUGAGGAACUGGACCAGGAGCAGCUGAGUUCGUCUCUGAAGGGCAUCGAGGACCGUUUGGUGGAAGAAUACAAGAACAGCUCCAGCUACAAACAGACCAAAAGCGAGCUGGAGCGAAUCGUUCAGGGACAGGACUACAGCACACGACCCAAAUCCAGAACCAUCACCUACAGCACAUCCUUCUGCCACCAGUUCAACUGGGUCCUCAGGAGAACCUUCAGGAACCUCAUGCUGAACCCACAGACCUCAUUCGCUCAGGUCAGCACCACCGUCUACAUCAGGCAUUCACAGAUGCACGAGUACAUCAGCGGAUACUACAGAGUCUCGGUGUACUUCUUGUCUAAGAUCCUGUCUGACAUCCUGACUCUGCGCACCAUCCUGGCCAUCAUCUUUGCUAAUCAUGUCCUCAGGCACGAGUACAUCAGCGGAUACUACAGAGUCUCGGUGUACUUCUUGUCUAAGAUCCUGUCUGACAUCCUGACUCUGCGCACCAUCCUGGCCAUCAUCUUCAGCUGCGUGGCAUACUGGAUGAUCGGACUGAAGGCAUCGGCCGAGGCCUUCUUCAUCUUCCUGUUCUCCAUCAUUCUGGUGUCGUACACAGCCACGUCCAUGACUCUGGCCAUCUCCGCUGAUCAGACGGUGGUGGGCAUCGCUAACAUCGUCAUGAACAUGAUAUUUGUGUUCAUGAUGGACUACAGCGAACCCUCCUUUGAGCCGUUUGACUCAAUCAAGGUCAAGUUCCUGUCAUUUAAGACCGUGCUCCUGGUUGUGCUCACAUCCAUCAAGAGGGUUGGGGAGCUUCAG